Messenger RNA from Paraphaeosphaeria sporulosa, 1654 nucleotides. RefSeq lists its product as uncharacterized. NCBI's taxonomy places the organism in Eukaryota, Fungi, Ascomycota, Dothideomycetes, Pleosporales, Didymosphaeriaceae. The transcript has 3 exons. The record is from RefSeq and is a predicted model, not a curated record. Bases 68 to 1528 code for a protein of 486 amino acids.
CUCCGAGUUUACUUAUGUAGCAUGCCGUCUUGCGCUAUCCAUCGUCUGUUUCGCAUGCUAUUGAGAAAUGGUAAAAGAAAAGAAACGCCGUAAAGAAAGCUUGGCGGCCAAUUUACCCAUGUCAUCUUCCAAGCGACCUCGCUUUGACAAGCGCGGACGUCAGCUCAGUCGAUUCUAUGAGCCGCUUGUCCUACUAUAUACGCUUGGCCGAACGAGAGGAGAGCAUAUGCGAGACAUCUUGUGCGAUGGGACAAACAUCUCGAACCUCCCACACAAAUACCUGAUUCGAAGGUUCCUCUGCAGCUUGGCGUAUGUAUGCGAUUAUGACAAAGGUGGCGAUACUGUAACCGCUAUCGGACUGGAGUCUAGGCCACACGGAUACAUUUUCUGGAUAGCUUCGAACAGUAAUCAGACAACCAAAACGGUGCCCUUCCUGAUGUGGUUGUUGGGCCACAUGUAUCAGGUCUCAAUUGAGGCGACCGCGAUUGUUCCAGAACAAGUGGAUGAUCUGGGGGCAAAAUGCAUCGACUUCGCCGUUCCAAGGAUUAAGGCAUACAGAAAUCAUCUCAAACCAGUGCUGCGACGAUGUCUAGGUCAUCUUGACAACCAAAGUCACAACGGCAACGAAGCACAUGGUCUCAGUGAAUGGCUACAAAAUUGGAACGAUCAGAGGGGCUCCGAGGAGCUGUGUCACUUUUCUUAUCAAGAGCGCAAAUCAGAGUUCAUGCAGCUUCUCGCAAAACUGGGAACCGAACCCAGCUACAAAAGCAACAAGGAUGCAAUCCAUCAUGCUUUUUCCUCAGCAAGACACCUCAUCGGGAGACUUGGUCAUCAUUUCCGAGUAGCUAAUGAGUUGCUUUUUUGUGCUUCAAGGUUGUCCGAUAUUCUCCACGGCUUCGAAGUGCGAAGCAUUCCCAUUCAUACACGUUCAGCGAUCCCUCCAUCGGACGGAAAGACGACUUUGGACAGCGUGAUUUCCCGCAUGUUACCUUCCCAAUCUGCCGACGUAGAAAGGUACCAAUCGAACCUCGCAGAGAUGGAUGCGAAAUAUCAGCUUUCUCGUCGCUUCUUAGACAACUACCGUGACCCUGAUCUAAAUCCCCGCGUGCACGCUGAGAUCCAGGUCCUGGAGCACUUCUACGUGGGUGGUCUGCGGUUUGUCGAGAGCGAUGCAUUCGUUGCCUGCAGCAAGCCAGCUUGCUUUUGCUGCUUAUUGUAUUUCCGAGCCCAUCCUGGCCAUUUCGUGGAGCCAACGUCACAUCAGAAAAUUUAUCUAAAUUGGAGGCCACCUGACCUCGACGCUCAGAUGGCCAUAAUUAGGGAGAACCACCAAAGAGAUAUCUUAAAUGCUAUGACGAAAUCAAUUCGCAAGGAAGCUUUCAGGCAGAUUAAUGAGAAGAUUCCACCACACGCCCGGCAUCCUGAAUCGUUGACCGGUAUCACGGAGUCUGCAUCCUCCCCAAGCACCCUCGAGCUNGUCUCCAUCACUUGCAUCUCCAGCUCUUCGGCCUCUUUCCACCGGCCUUGAUUCAUGUACGUCAACGCCAGGUUGCCCAUGCUGGUCAGCGUGGAAGGAUACUCCUCCCCAAGCACUCUCCUUCUCGUCUCCAUCACUUGAACCUCCAGCUCUUCGGCCUCCUUAUACCGUCCGUCA